GUGUCAGAGCUUAGGCCCCGCCCCCUGCAGUGCCAGUGAUUGUGCGGCCCUGACAGGGGAACAUUCGGGUACAGCCGGCUCCCCCCGGGAUGGAACAGGCUGAAGACAUGACAGAUACUCAGAUCCCUGCAGAUGCUGCAUCCCCUGAUCCGUUUUCUCUCCCUGAAUCCCUGAAUUUCACUGUUGCCAUUAUAGGACCCAAGGGAUCAGGAAAGAGUACACUGGCCAGGGUGCUGAGCCACCAAACUGAGCAGUUCAGCAAUGGCUUCCUGGACUCAUACUUCAAAGGAGAGGAAGAGUCCCAUGAAGUUUCCAAGUAUCCUUAUCCCCCUUUGCCCAAUGUUACUCUUUUUGACUACCCUGGGUACAAUCCUGCAGACUCUGUAGCUUCUUACCUAGAUGGGAUUAAGCUAGACACGGUGCAGUACCUCCUGGUGACUGUAGGGGAGGCUGUAUCUGACACUGAACUUCAACUCCUAGGAACGCUUAAGCAGAAGGGGAAGCCACACUGUAUGGUCCAGACUCACGCUGACUUGGUAUUGCACACAGAGAAGAGAAGGCAGGGGAAGAGUUACUGGAGAAGGCAGACAUUGCAGGGAAUAAGGAGCAGAGUGGAGGAACGUCUAGUGGGAGCUGGGCUACAAGGAUGUAAGGCAUUCCUUAUUUCUGCUCUAGAACCCCAAAGCUUUGACUUUCCAAGUAUGAUGGAUUAUAUGGAGGGGGAAAUCCUGCAGUGGCCGAGGUCAGGUGAAGACAACGUGGAGAACCAAUGCCAGGAGCUGGUGUCCGUAUUUGAGAUGCCAUGUGAUCAAGAGGGGUUGGUGGAGUUCCCACCCUACCUCAGCAUCCUGUUAGACAUACCUCCCCCUGUGCCCGCUAUUGUGGGUGUGGCAGGCAGCAAUAAAGAUACCAUUCUCCAUGGUCUAUCUGAUCCUCCUAUGUCAGGACUUCUGGUGAAAGCUCUCCCAGGGCCUGGCAACCCACCACUGCCAGUUGAUCAGUAUCUGGAAAACCUCCAGCUAGAAUCAUGUGAUGUAUAUCUGAUUGUGGAGUCCGGGCUGAACAACAGCUUCCGUGCCACCUUGGUGGAGGCGUUGGUAGCAGCUGGCAAGCAUUGUAUGCUGAUUGCUGGAGAAGGAAGGCAAAGUGGUGAAGAGAAGGAACCUGGGCAUGAUGGUGAAGGAAAGCGAGCAUAUCUAGGUGCAACUGAUUUGCGAGGGUUGAAGGUUGCUUUAGAAAAAGGGGCACCGCAGUUGGUCAGAGAGAGACUAUUGCAUUGCCUUCCAUCUAUAGUAGCCCAGUUGGUUAGGAGAGAGCAGAGGAGGAUUAUGAUGGGGGUGUAUGACCUGUGUCUGGACGUAUGCACCAAGGCAUCUUACGGGCAAAUCCCACAAGCCCUUGCCUCACUUUCUGCCGCUCUGUCCUCUUUCCGUUCUCGAUUUGGUCUAGACGAGGAAUCCAUAUCGCGAAUAGCUCAGGUGACUGGGUGCUCUGCCGACGAUUUACACUCGGAAAUCCACUGUCCCCUGGCAUUGCCCCAGAGCAUAGAGCAGUUGCAGCAAAUGGUGUCGCAACCUCUGUCCCUAUCUGAAAUAGUCUGGAGUUACAUCCCAAUCUGGGGUGGGACAGAGACAGCCCCCACACUUUCUGUAGAGCGCACGUAUAGGCUGCUGGUUGAGAGUGUGUUUGGGAUGGCACAAGAUGCAGAGAGAGUGCUGCUGCGGGGUUGCACAAAGCAAAAAGGGACUAAAGAGAGCACUGCCACCUGUCACUGGCCCUGUAUCUGAACAUCUGUUGUGGGCAAUUCGCUUCUAGUCGCUUCUAGUUAGCCUCUGAGCUGAAUAACAUAGAGCCCAAUGCUUCUUGGUCUUUUCUUCUGAGCAUGCAACGUGGCACAAUAAGGAAACUGCCAUCACGUUUCCUGGCAAAUAUAUGGUUAUUCUAACAUAUUGUGGCUAAGUAACUAAUAAUUAGACUAGAGGUUCUAUGUGUGUUUAAGCUCAUAAACCAGUACCAUGCCCCAAAGACCUUCUUGGCUCCAAUACCGUCCAUCCAACUGCCCCAUGGCAAGUCUUGGGCAUAAGGCAUAGAGUUACAAUCAACAAGUUUGUAAUGAAAUUCAGAAGUAGCUGAAGACAAAAGCGGUUUUAAUGCAGUAGGUGACACUGAUCCACCAUGGGCUUCCUUGACUUCGGCUCUAAAGGGAAGACACAACCUGUCAGACACUUUAUGGCACACAGCAAUGUUGGUGCGGCAGUGCCAGGACUGAAGGCAACAUGGUUCUGUGAUGGCUGACUGACUACAUUAUAAUGAUAAUUUAUUAAAUUAGGGAUCGGACGUCUUGCUUACCUACUAAUAAACAAAUCCAGUUCAUAUUCCUGGUUGUGGGAGGCUGGUAUAGGUAGAAACAGAUUAAGCAUGAUACACAUAUCCAAAAGAAGGUGGAACUCAGCCAAUGAAAGUUUGCAUAGUGCAUUAUGCUUGAAAUGGGGGUAACUAGGCAGCCCAAACUACUGAGAGAAUGAGUACUCACUGGCUCCACCUCUGGCCGAUGUUAGGAACACACAAUGUCUGGUACCCAACAACUGUGUUUCUGCUUUGUGUUGCACGUGGCAUAGUGCUAAUAAAUAAACUUUUUGUUUCCA
Messenger RNA from Xenopus tropicalis (tropical clawed frog), 2645 nucleotides. RefSeq lists its product as uncharacterized. The record is from RefSeq and is a predicted model, not a curated record. Gene Ontology annotation, molecular function: GTP binding. Bases 90 to 1787 code for a protein of 565 amino acids. Gene Ontology annotation, cellular component: membrane. The transcript has 3 exons. Lineage: Eukaryota; Metazoa; Chordata; Amphibia; Anura; Pipidae.